Gastrolobium bilobum is the source of this 2094-nucleotide messenger RNA. Its product is annotated as cellulose synthase-like protein G1. The record is from RefSeq and is a predicted model, not a curated record. Gene Ontology annotation, molecular function: cellulose synthase (UDP-forming) activity; mannan synthase activity. Bases 1 to 2094 code for a protein of 697 amino acids. Gene Ontology annotation, cellular component: plasma membrane; trans-Golgi network. Gene Ontology annotation, biological process: cellulose biosynthetic process; plant-type primary cell wall biogenesis. The transcript has 8 exons. NCBI's taxonomy places the organism in Eukaryota, Viridiplantae, Streptophyta, Magnoliopsida, Fabales, Fabaceae.
AUGGCUACCUUCACCUUCCACAGUGAAACUGUUCAAUCAUGGCUACUCCUUAGUAGAAUCCACAUAUUCUUCCACUUAGUGGUUGUGUUGUUCCUCUUUUACUACCGCAUCACUAAUCUCUUCUAUGACAAUAUCAAACCAACUCUACCAUUGAUUCUUAUGACCAUAGCAGAGCUUAUUCUAGCUGUGCUAUGGUUCUUCAACCAAGCCUACCGGUGGCGUCCGGUGUCUCGGUCCGUCAUGACGGAGAAGUUGCCGAGUGAUGGGAACUUGCCGGGGCUUGACAUCUUUGUGUGCACGCUUGACCCUGAAAAGGAACCAACUGUUGAGGUUAUGAACACUGUUAUUUCAGCAAUUGCAAUGGACUAUCCACCCAAUAAGCUCGCCGUGUAUCUCUCCGAUGACGGUGGUUGUCCGGUGACUCUGUAUAGUAUUAAAGAGGCUUCUGAAUUUGCUAAGGUGUGGCUUCCUUUCUGCAACAAGUAUGGGAUCAAAUCAAGGUGUCCCAAGGUUUUCUUCUCUCCUAUGGGAGAAGAUGAACGGCUUAUUCGGACAGAUGAAUUCAGAACAGAGCAAGAACAGAUCAAGGCUAAAUACGAGAAAAUGCAGAAAAAUAUCGAGAAAUUUGGUUCAGACCCUAAAAAUCUUCGUAUAGUGACUGACAGAUCUCCGCGCAUCGAGAUUAUAAAUGACCAAAAGGAAAUGCCACUUGUUGUUUAUGUGUCUCGUGAAAGAAGGCCAUCACUUCCUCACAAAUUCAAAGGGGGAGCCCUCAACACAUUGCUCAGAGUAUCGGGUCUAUUAAGUAAUGGACCAUAUGUGCUUGCAGUGGAUUGUGAUAUGUAUUGCAAUGAUCCAUCCUCGGCCAAACAAGCCAUGUGUUUCUUUCUUGAUCCUGAAACCUCUAAAUAUAUUGCAUUUGUUCAAUUCCCACAAAUGUUUCACAACCUUAGCAAAAAAGACAUCUAUGAUAAUCAAUCUAGGACUGCUUUUAAGACAAUGUGGCAAGGCAUGGAUGGACUAAGAGGUCCAGGUCUUUCUGGCAGUGGCAAUUACUUGAAUAGAAGUGCAUUACUAUUUGGAAGCCCAAACCAAAAAGAUGACUAUCUGCUUGAUGCCCAAAACUACUUUGGCAAGUCUACCAUGUACAUAGAAUCAAUGAAGGCCAUUCGUGGACAGCAAACUACCAAAAAGAAUAUCUCAAGAGAUGCAAUCAUACGAGAAGCUCAAGUAGUGGCCUCUUGUAACUACGAGACAAACACAAAUUGGGGUACAGAGGUAGGAUUCUCAUAUGGCAUCUUACUAGAGAGUACCAUUACUGGCUAUCUUUUGCACUGCAGAGGAUGGAAAUCAGCUUAUCUUUACCCAAAAACACCAUGUUUCUUAGGUUGUGCCCCAACUGACAUCAAGGAAGGCAUGCUUCAGUUGGUGAAGUGGUUGUCUGAACUUUGCUUGCUUGGAGUCUCCAAAUACAGCCCUUUCACUUAUGGGUUUUCAAGAAUGUCCAUUAUGCAUACCUUCACUUAUUGUUUCAUGUCAAUUUCAUCCCUAUAUGCUAUUGGCUUCAUCCUUUAUGGCAUUGUACCUCAAGUAUGCUUCUUGAAAGGAAUUCCUGUGUUUCCAAAGGUCACAGACCCUUGGUUUGCAGUGUUUGCAAUAUUGCAUGUAUCCACCCAGAUUCAACAUUUGAUUGAGGUCCUUUCUGGCGAUGGCUCUGUUACAAUGUGGUGGGAUGAACAAAGAAUUUGGAUUCUGAAGUCAGUCACUAGCUUAUUCGCAAUUAUAGAUGGAAUCAAGAAAUGGUUGGGGUUGAACAAGGUGAAGUUCAGCUUGUCAAACAAAGCCCUUGACAAAGAGAAGCUAAAGAAAUAUGAGCAAGGUAGGUUCGAUUUCCAAGGUGCAGCUCUGUUCAUGUCUCCAUUGGUCGUAUUGCUAGUAGUGAACAUUGUUUGUUUCUUCGGGGGUUUAUGGAGACUAUUCAAUGUGAAAAAUUUUGAAGAUAUGUUUGGUCAACUUUUACUACUCAGCUAUGUAAUGGUUCUAAGUUAUCCCAUUCUUGUUGGGAUAAUCACUAUGAAAAGCAAGAGCGGGUAG